This is a messenger RNA of Polychytrium aggregatum, 507 nucleotides long. RefSeq names its product mitochondrial ribosomal protein L31-domain-containing protein. Gene Ontology annotation, molecular function: structural constituent of ribosome. Lineage: Eukaryota; Fungi; Chytridiomycota; Chytridiomycetes; Polychytriales. Bases 132 to 479 code for a protein of 115 amino acids. The record is from RefSeq and is a predicted model, not a curated record. Gene Ontology annotation, cellular component: mitochondrial large ribosomal subunit. The transcript is spliced from 3 exons.
GUUUCCAAGAUCAGCCCGCGCAUCGAUCAGCAGCACCGACGACAGCCAACCAGCCAGCCCUUCCCGUUGCUGCUGUCCUGCCUGCCACCCAUCCUCCCCUUGCACGCGAGCCCUGACACACUGCCUGAGCCAUGUUUGGUCCCUUCAAGUCAUCGCUGGUCUCUCUUGGAGGCCUCGUCUGGAAGCGACGAUUCCGUCUGACGGACACCCAAAAGUAUCGCCAGCGUCUGCGCCUGCGUGCCGUCGAUGAUGUUGUUGACAAGAUUAUCGAGUCGGGAGUCCGGCUCCGAGCACUGGAUCAAGCCCGUUUGAUUCCGCGAGAGUCGGAGCUGACCCCGCAGGAAAAGUACUGGAUCUUCUCGAAGCGGUUCCGCGGCGGCCUGAAGCCUGCCCACUGGGUUCCCAAGUGGACCAAGGUGCCCCACGGACGCAAAUGGACCAGCGACGUCCUCCACCAGCCCGAGAGCAAUCAAAAGUAAUAAACCUGCAGGACAUGUCUCACCCACA